UUUCACAAAUGGUUCUACCAUUUGGGAAUGUCAAAUGACUCAUAAUUCUUUAUUCAAACUUUAUCUCAAACUGGUUUUGGUGCUUGAUUAUCAUUGUGAUAUUUGCUUUGUAGGACUUGCUAAACCUGCUCCUGUUAUAGAAACUUUUUGUACCGAUGAAUUAGUUUUACAGCAUGUGAAACUUGAUGGAGUUGUUACUUUGGUUGAUUCCAAGCACGCAAUGCAACACCUUAAUGAAAUAAAACCAAGAUUUGUGGUUAACGAGGCUGUAGAACAAAUUGCUUAUGCUGAUUGUAUUAUUUUUGAACAAGGUGACUGGACAAUAACACUUUGAGUGGAGCAAUUCCUACAUCUUUGGCUAACAUGACACAACUUUCCUUCCUGUAAUUCUUUUCAACUUUUAGCAUUUUAAUACUACUUGUUAUCAAGGCUCCAUCACAAGUUGAAUAGUUUAUAAAAAGGUUUUUUGGGAUUUUUUUUAAUGGUCUAGGGACCUGUCA
Messenger RNA from Humulus lupulus (European hop), 500 nucleotides. RefSeq lists its product as uncharacterized. The transcript has 2 exons. Lineage: Eukaryota; Viridiplantae; Streptophyta; Magnoliopsida; Rosales; Cannabaceae. Gene Ontology annotation, cellular component: cytoplasm. Bases 35 to 334 code for a protein of 99 amino acids. The record is from RefSeq and is a predicted model, not a curated record.